Messenger RNA from Arachis ipaensis, 1461 nucleotides. The record is from RefSeq and is a predicted model, not a curated record. Lineage: Eukaryota; Viridiplantae; Streptophyta; Magnoliopsida; Fabales; Fabaceae.
AUGUGGGCCUUACAACGGACCCUUAUUGAUGUUGAAAAAGGGGAAGUAACCCUGAGAGUCAGUGAGGAAAAGUUCGUACUGAAUGCUGUCAAGGCUAUGCAGCAUCCAUACACCCCAGAGGAAUGCAUGAGCAUUGACCUCAUUGAUUCCUUAGUGGAAGAAGUAAACAUGGCUGCUGGACUCGAGGAAAGGCUGAAUGACAUCCUUACAGAUGCCCAGCCUGAUUUAAAGGAACCUCUAGAAACUCCUAAGGAAAAGGAGAAGCCUCCAAAGCUUGAGCUCAACAGUAGCAAGUGUGUUUUUGUGACGGCUGAUGAUAUUAUAAACAAGACAUUUGAAACGUCGGAUGCAGGUUAUAACUUGUAUGUAUGCAAGGUUGUCAGGUUUGGAGUUCGCAAGGGUGAUACAACGUGUGGAGAAUAUAGAACACAGUGCAGAAGGCGAUUUUUUUGCAAUAAGGAAGGAAAGAGAGCCGAGAAAUACAUCUCUAAUUCGAAUAAGAAGAGGGAGCAUAAAGCGCUGACUCAUACUGGUUGUGAAGCCAUGCUUGCAGUGUACUUUGACACCAAAACUUCAACUUGGAGGGUUAACAAAUUAAUUGAGAAGCACAACCAUGAUCUUGUCCCCCAAUGCUUGGACCUGGAUAACCACAUUGAAAGAACUCGUCGUGCAAAGCUCAUUGGUGGGGAUUCCAAUGCGAUAAUUAGCUAUCUACUUGGGAAAGCCGAUAUUGACCCCAUGGCCAUGGCAAGGUACAGUGCUACUGAUGAAGGUCGGCUGACAAAUUUAUUUGGGCAGAGGGCAUUUCCAUCACCACCAAAUAUGUAUAUUUGGCUUGCCUUGAUAGAGGAGAAACAAACGGCAACAUAUACAUGGUUGUUGCAAAACUUUCUAGAAGUCAUGCUGAACAAGUGUCCCAGUAUUGUGGUCACAAACGGUGAUGAGGCAAUAAAGGCAGCAAUUCAAGAAAUCUUCCUAAAUGUAACUCACCGAUUAUGUGGUUGGCACAUUCGGAAGAAUGUAAUGGCAAACAUAAAAAACAAAGAUUUUUUCAAAGACUUCAGAAGAUGUUUGUAUGCUCUAUGGCAUCCAAAUGAAUUUAAAGAAUAUUGGGAGAAUAUGAUAAAAAAAUAUGGGUUGGAGGAAAAUGAUUGGGUUCUAAAUGAAUAUGAAAAGAGGAAAAGUUGGGCAAGCGCUUACUUGAGGGAUAAAUUUUGUACUAGAUUUAGAACAACAUCAAGGUGUGAGGUAAUAAACAACGUCAUCAAGAGGUUUAUUUGCAUUCGCCAAAGUAUUCUAGAGUUGGUCCAAAAUCUUGAACAUGCUCUUAGGGAAUAUAGACACAAUGAAUUAGUUUCUGAAUUUAAGACGGUGUAUGGGGAGCCCAUUCUAACUACUGGGUUAGAAGUAUUGGAGUUUUAUGCUGCAAAUUUUACACAAGGGAGAUUUUUGAAAAAGUAA